Archocentrus centrarchus (flier cichlid) is the source of this 4529-nucleotide messenger RNA. RefSeq names its product atlastin-2-like. The coding region runs from base 205 to 2043 and encodes 612 amino acids. Gene Ontology annotation, molecular function: GTP binding; GTPase activity. The transcript is spliced from 14 exons. The record is from RefSeq and is a predicted model, not a curated record. Lineage: Eukaryota; Metazoa; Chordata; Actinopteri; Cichliformes; Cichlidae.
AAUUUAAAGUUUGCAUUGGUGCAAUGAUUAUGUUUAUGCGUGCUCUAAACUGAUUAAAGAAAAACUUGUUUUGCCUCAGGGAAAUCUGUAAGUACUUUGCAUUGCUGCAGCGGGCAGCCACGGGGCGGGAUAAAAAACUUAAAAUGCGCGAGAAGGAAAAAAAACUCCUUUGACGUCAGCGACGUUAGAUUUCAGUAGUCCAAGAUGGCGGCGGUGAACGGAGUGAGGAACAGAGGAAACCUCGAGUCCAACUGCAAACGCAGAGUCGCUGAGGAAGGUUACAGGGCUGUGGAAGAUGUCUCCAAUUGUCGACGCAAGCCUCCUUUAGCUACACCUGAAAAUGAUGAUGACGUGUUGCCCAUAAUGACAGUCAAAAAUAUGAGCCUCACACCCUCACCAGAGGAAGAGUUUCAGAAAAAAGAGGCUGUGGUAGACGAAAAAAAGGCCAGGCCUGUCCAGAUUGUCCAGGCAAACAAGGAUGACCACACCUUUGAGCUGAAUGAGAGUGCACUGGAGAAGAUCCUGCUGCAGGAUCACGUGAAGGACCUGAAUGUGGUGGUUGUUUCUGUGGCUGGAGCCUUUCGGAAGGGAAAGUCCUUCCUGCUGGACUUCAUGCUGCGCUACAUGCGCAACUCGGAUAAAGACUCAUGGAUGGGAGACAAUGAUGAUCCCCUGACUGGGUUCACCUGGAGAGGAGGCUGUGAGAGGGAGACCACAGGAAUUCAGGUCUGGAGUGAAGUCUUUGUGGUCGACAAGCCUGAUGGCAGCAAGGUUGCUGUGCUCCUCGUUGACACUCAGGGAGCUUUUGACAGUCAGUCAACCAUAAAGGACAGUGCUACAGUGUUUGCCCUCAGCACAAUGACCAGCUCUAUACAGGUGUACAAUCUCUCCUCAAACAUUCAGGAGGAUGACCUGCAGCACCUGCAGCUCUUCACAGAAUACGGCCGGCUUGCUUUGGAAGAGGUCUCAAAGAAACCCUUCCAGUCUCUGAUGUUCCUCAUUCGAGAUUGGUGUUUUCCUUAUGAAUACUGUUAUGGAUUGAAAGGGGGCAACGAAUUUCUGGAUAAAAGACUGCAGGUUAAACAUAAUCAGCAUGAAGAGUUGCAGAACGUGAGAAACCACAUCCAGCACUGUUUCUCCAACAUCAACUGCUUCCUGUUGCCACAUCCUGGCCUGAAGGUGGCCACUAACCCAAAAUUUGAUGGCAGGCUGAGAGACAUCAACGAGGAUUUCAAAACAGAGUUGGCCAGGCUGGUGCCACUUCUUCUGGCCCCAAAUCAACUGGUAGAGAAAGAGAUCGGCGGCAACAAAGUCACCUGCAGAGAUCUUCUGGAGUACUUCAAGUCUUACAUAAAGAUCUACCAAGGAGAGGAGCUGCCUCACCCAAAGACCAUGCUGCAGGCGACAGCAGAAGCCAACAACUUGACGGCUGUGGCAGGAGCCAAAGCCAUGUACAGCAAGAAAAUGGAGCAGAUCUGCGGUGGGGACAAGCCCUACAUCGCCCCGGCUGACCUGAAGCGCUGUCAUGAGGAGAUCCGCAAUUGCUCCGUGUCUUACUUCCGCUCUGUGAAGAAAAUGGGCGGCAAGGAGUUUUGCCAGCACUACCAAAACCAGCUGGAGUCAGAGCUUGAGGAAGCCUACACCAACUUCUCCAAACAGAACGACGGCAAAAACAUCUUCUAUGCAGCGCGCACCCCUGCCACGCUUUUCGUCGUCAUGUUCACCACCUACGUGGUAUCUGGGGUGACUGGUUUCAUCGGCCUGAGCGCCUUAGCGGCACUGGCUAACCUGGUCAUGGGUGUGGCGUUGCUGUCGCUCUGCACCUGGGGUUACGUGAAGUACUCGGGAGAGUUUCGGGAAGUGGGAACGAUGAUAGAUGAGGUGGCAGAGGCACUCUGGGUACAGGUGAUUACCAAACUUUUGGAGCCCGUCAGGAGCCGCCUGGCGUGGCCCAUCUCUCUACUCCCCUCCCUCCCAUCAGUGACACUGGAACUUGGAGCUCUGUCACCUCUCAACAGCAAUAGCUACAAGAAGACUAAGUAGCUGCUUUUCAGCCGAUGGAUUUACAGACUGUUAGACUUACUUCUCAUAUUGAAACCUCUGCAGUUUGCUGGCCCCUUUAUUUGUAAUGUUCAGUCUAAUGAUGCUGGAUUCCUGUACUGGGUGCGGAUACGGAACCCGUGUCGGGAUCUCUGGGACAUGGAGCCCGCAUAAACGGUUUAUAAUAAUCUUAUUCUGAUGUGGAUGGAAACAAAGCUUUUCUUUUUCCUUGGUUGUGUUUUGUUGUAAAUCCUGUGUUUAAGAGUUCAUUUGUGUUCCUGUGGUCAGCACUUUGAAUAAUUUUUUUUGUUCCUUUAAAUGUUUUUCUUCUCUAACCUGCUUUCUUUCAGUUUCUCUGUCUCCAUUAUUGACUAUUUGUAACAGAUUAUCAAUUCUCACACUUAUCCCCCCCCCCCCCCUCUCUCCCGCAGGUUCUGAAGCCACUAAGUGAACAUUACAUGGGGGACAACAUGAGGCAGACAGUGGUGAACUCUAUCAGAGCCAGCUUGACAGAACAGGGCUCACAACAAACGAGGUUAAAGACUCACUGACAUUUUCCUCCUCAUCUCCACCCAUCAUCUUCAUCAUCCUCCUGCCCACUCAAUCAUGUUCAGUCCUAGAAAUGUGGAAAUAGUUCAACACCAAAGCUCCCCUCCCCCCAUAUCACAUAGCUGCCCCCUCUUUAUUUGCCUGCCAUGGACCUGUAGGCUUUCUGCUCUGCUUUUCAUCGCCCCCCAGUGCCUCAGAUCAGAUACUGCACAUUGAUGAGGGGGCCAAGCCGAGCCUCUUGCCAAAACAACACCUAAAGGAUCUUCUCCGGUGUGCCAUACUGCGUUGUGAUGCAUACUGAAGGCUGACAUACACACAUACAGAUUCACACUGAUGCUGGUAGUGGAAUGCACUCGUAUCAGGAUUGAGCUGUAAUUCAGGGAAAACUGACACAGCUGUGGGCAGCUGUUCUCGACAUUGGAUACCAAGUGAAUUCACUUCAUCUUACAGGCCAGCUCAGUUUACUUCCUCUUCAGUCUGGUGAAAAUAUUUCCUGCAAGCACAGGUGACUAAUCGACUCAAAAAACUCGAAGUGAUGGUCCAAUUUCUCUUGAUUCUACUGACACAUGGGAGUAAAUUAAAAUCCAAGCUGGAGAAGCAACUUAAACAAAUUUAUCUACAACUCUGAACUGAAAAUUUGACUGUUGGAGAUUAAUCAAAGCUGUAAUUUUUUUUCUUCUGUGGGCCUCCUUUAUUAGUUUCCCACACUACAUUUGGAAGCCAUGUUAACCAGGUAACAUUUGCAUAAUCCACAUUUGGGCUCCCAUCUCUGUGCUUUAUUUAUAUAUCAUGAUUAUUGUAAUAGAGUUGCAGGAAGGCUCAGUCCUCCUUUUUUUGUGUGUGUGUGUGUUAUAUCUGGCCUUCUUCUAGCAGACGUGCCAGCAUUUGGCCCUCUGCAUGCUGUUAAGAGCGGCCGUGUUGUAUCAUGAGGAGCUUUUAGAGCUCGGCUAUAGUGAGGUAGAUCAGUUUGAACCUCCACUGAAGCCACACUAGUGCUGAUUGUUUGCAGUUUUAAGACCUGCAGGCUAAGUUUGAUUGUUGCUCUGGGAGCUCCAGCUCAGGCGUUUUGUACAUUAUUCACGGUUGAAUAAUUGUUCUUUUUUUUUUUUCCCUCUCUCUCUCUUUCAAACCCCCUUUAAAGGACUGAGUUUGAGGAGCUGUUUAUUCACUUUCUUACUGAAAAUCAGAUGAGAAGAUGCACAUAAAGCAACACUCAGAUGCUGCUUAGUUUAGCACAAGGACAGGAUUCAGGUGAAACCAGCACCGAUGAGGCUCUUUGGACAGAGCCAGGCUUGCUGGUUUCCCUCUUUUAGUGUUUAAGCUACACUGAUCAGCUUUUAUAUUAACUGACAGACACAUGAGUGCUAUUGGCCUCGUCUUCUCAUCUCACUCCCAAAAUCCCUUUACAUAAAACUUUUGCUGAGGCUGCUGUCAGAGCUGGAGCUUCCAGAAUCUGCUAAAUAAAAUGCAGUUGACUGUGAACUGAAUAAAUCUGCCCUGUUGGUUUAUCUUGUCACACUAACAGCUGCAUCACAUCUUUUUGAGCUUUUUUUUUUUUUUUUUUUUUUUUACAUCAAUUCCAUCCACUUUUCACCUCAAGCGCCAGUCUCGUACUGUACAGUCUUUUUCUGUGUUCAAACUAUAAAUUGGGCAUAUAUGUUGGAUUAAAUAUUUAAAUAAACUUUGUGUACAUUUUAUAGCGAAUCGGUUAAAAAUGGUUGUUUUUGUUUUCCUCUCUUGCUGAUUAACUUACCAGUCUGUGGUUUGUUAAAGAAUGAUGAGUUGCUGCUGUAGGUUUAGUCUCUGCUCCUCUUGAAAAUUGAUGUUAACAGAAACACAUCACUAGAUCUGACAGGAAAAGCUUUUGACUGUGACGAGUGGGUAGAAGAUGUCUGCCUGCCUUUUAAAGAAAUGUCUGGUAAUUUAUUUUUGAAUGUUUA